Messenger RNA from Prunus armeniaca (apricot), 369 nucleotides. NCBI's taxonomy places the organism in Eukaryota, Viridiplantae, Streptophyta, Magnoliopsida, Rosales, Rosaceae. The record is from the annotation of a GenBank genome assembly.
AUGUCAAGCUCAUGGUUAGGUUGGCGAAGAACCCACCUCGCCAUGCCAAGCUCAUGGUCAGGUUGGCGAAAAACCAACCUCAACUUGCCAAGCUCCUGGUCAGGUUGGCUAAGAACCCACCUCGCCCUGCCAAGCUCAUGGGCAGGUAGGCAAAAGCUUAUGGUCAGGUUGGCAAGGAACCAACCUCAAAUCGCCAAACUCAUGGUCAGGUUGGCGAAUAACCCACCUCACCAUGCCAAGCUCAUGGUCAGAUUGGCAAGAAAACCAACCACAAAUUGCCAAACUCAGCCUCAGGUGCUGAGCUUAGCCUUAGGUUGGCAAAGGUCCGACCUGGAGACUCGCCGACCUAAAGUGAGCUUCCGUCACUAA